AGGGGGAGGGUACUCGGCGUUAUAUAAACAAGUAGCAAGACAAGAUAAUGGACAGAUGGAUGUGAUUAGUCCCAAGACCACGUCGGAAUUUUUUCUUUGUGUUUAUAGAUUAACAGGAAAAGAAGUCAAUCUACGGCCGACACGUUUUCUGGAGAUAUCCAGGAUCCACUCAAGGAUCGGAUAGUAUUUUUGUUGAAGUCAGAACUGAAAGGGGGGGGGGGUGAAGAUCAGUGGUGAGCCACCUGGGUGUUUACCAUUUUGAGGGCUGCUGGCUGGCUAAGCUAUAGUGUUUGCAGUGGCAUGUAGAGCAGUGGAGUCGUGUUUGGUAUGCUAACUUUAUCCCUUAAAAUACAUGGAUUUCUCGGAAUUGUAGGCUUAAAAAAAAGCAUAUAUUUAAGUGAGUGUGUAGAGCCUAGGCUGGGUCUAAGUCAUGUCGAGUAGUUUGUGAUUAUCCCAUCCAAAAAGACUAAAAUUGUCCGUUUUCUUUGACCUGCUCCUUUGACUCAGCUCUCAAUCGAAUUUUAUUUAACCUCCGCUCUCCGCAGAUGACUUGUGGAGAGAUAGAGUCCCCCGUGUCUCCCGUGAGACCCGACCGUUCGGGUUCCCGCUGAUAUGUCGAGCAAGUGGCUAAAAGACUUGUUGCCCUAGAUUUCAUGAGUCCUCCGGGGGGGGGUGGGUGUUGCGAUGCAUUUUGCUGUGGUUCAAAAGUUUGCACGCAACAACGGAGAUAAAUUUGCCUUCCUCAGCCUCUUAUGACUGGAAAAGUGAUGUUUCCGGUGCGUAGAACCAGCUUAGCGUAUUGUGGUUUACUGUUAAUUGUGUUGAUGGCGUACAAUGCUGUGUUGCAGGUCUCCUCUUGUGGUCGAAAAUAGGUGGCCCGGCACUAUUGUUGUUUUGCGACUAAGCGUUUGCAUUGUUCGAAAGUUCUAAGUAGCACAAACUCAAGCUCAUUUGCAUGCGCAUUGUCGUUAUUCUACCUCCUGGCAAGCGACUUUCCCAACAACAACAAUUCGUAUCUGCUUGAGACAAACCCCAGCAAAAGCGAACAAAUUAGUGUGUAGACUUGUUUGUCAGGCUUGGGUGUUACAGAGGGAUCCAUUGAUUGGAAAGUUCACAUCAAUAUACAAUGAGGCCUGUUCCGAGCUCUGUCUUCAGUCGCCAUGACCGCUGCUGCCGCCGCCCUCGUCCUGCAUCCAUCUGGCUGAUCCUGCAUAGCCUGAUUCUGGUGUUGCUCCUUCUGCGAUUCACCCCUUAUUGUCAGGCGGUCCAGGCAGAAAACGUCACAGUCUUGGAAGGUGGUACGGCCCAGAUCUCCUGCCGCCUGCAGAACUAUGACGGAUCGAUUGUGGUCAUCCAGAAUCCUCGCCGGCAGACUCUUUUCUUCAAUGGGACGCGGGCCCUCAAAGACGACCGCUUCCAGAUGGUUCUUUUCACGCAGCGACUGGUGCGCAUCACGUUGACCAACGUGAGCGUAUCCGAUGAGGGCGGUUACUUCUGCCAGCUCUACACCGAUGACACGCACCACCAGGUGGCAACCUUGGCCGUCUUGGUGCCACCCGAGACACCCACCGUGGAGGUGAAGCAGGACGCCAUGGAGGGAGGAGAGGUGGAGCUCAGCUGCGUGUCGCCGCGGAGUAAGCCAGCAGCGACGCUUCGAUGGAUGAGAAACGGACGUGAGAUUCCUGGUGUGGUAUCCCAGCAGGAUAACGGGAAGACCUUCAGCGUCACCAGCACCAUCCAGCUCCCUGUUGAAAGAAAAGACAACGGGGCGGCGUUGAGCUGCGAGGCACUCCACCCGACGCUGGGAAACCAGAAGAGGAUCCGACACUAUCGUCUGGAUGUGUUCUUUGCACCAACCGUGAGGAUUGUCCCUCCCACUGGCAUUUUGCGAGAAGGCGACUCGCUGAGCCUGACCUGCUCCGUCUCUGCCAAUCCUCUGCCCAGGAACAUCCAGUGGUCCAAAAUCAACGACACCUUACCCGAGCGGGCUGAGAUCUCCGGACCCACCUUCCAGAUUUCCCGCCUGAGCCAAUCGCACAACGGCACAUACCUGUGUCAGGCGCAGAACGACUACGGACGAGCUGCCGAUCACUACACCCUGCUGGUCUAUGAUAAUGUGUCAGCCCCUCCCACUCCUACCACCCAUCCAAUCACCACCCAUCCCUCCACCCCAACCCUCCUCCUCCACCUCCCAUCGGACCCGAGAGAUCCCGGCGCAGUGGUGGAGACUCACAGUGCAGUACCGUACGCAGUCAUCGGGGGCGUGCUUGCACUGCUGGUGUUCACGGUCAUCUGCGUCCUCAUCGUCACCAUUUGGUGCUCCGUCCGCCAGAAAGGCUCGUACCGCACCCGAGAGCCCAUUCUUGCUUGGUACUGACCUAAAACAAAAGCUAACUAAUGCAUUAUUUAAACCUGUCAGGCUCCUAUCUUACCCACGAGGCCAGCGGCUUGGAUGAACACGGCGAAGUGCAGGAAGCUUUCCUGAACGGGAACGACGCCAGCCAGGGCAAGAAGGAGUACCUACUGUAGCCCUUUGACCCCUAUGUCCUUCCUUCCUCCUUUUUCCCUCCAAUCCCACCUUACAUACACACAUUUCUACACAACAUGUGAUACUUAUAUAGAAUCUUUAGAGCCGAUCGCCAUUAAUAACUGUGCCAUAAAUGUAAAAAAAAAAAAAAAUUGGGUAUAAUUUCAAAAAGUGCUAUUUUCAAUCCACAGCCAGGGAGCUGUCCAGCAGCUAUCGAUGCUAGAAAACGUUCUCCAAUUGCCAAAAGCAGUCCAUCCAAACGGAGCUCAUCCAUAAUUCCGAGUCUCUGGGAAGUAUUCAUACUUUUAUGAAUAAGCUAACCGGCUUGUUUGACCGUAGCUUAAGUGAUUCCUAUUUCCAUUUCUGGUUUUAUUUCUGACACAUGUGUGGGGGAAAGGUGCUUCUCUUUUCCCUCUUCGUCAUAUCUCAACUGUUUAGCCCUUCCCUUUUUUUGUUGGCUCACUGUAAUGAAGGGAUUAGCGUUGAGCCUCGCCUUUGCCGACAAAGAAGAAAGAAAUAUGACUUGCAGAGACAUUAAAGAAAUGCGUAAUUAUUUUAGAAUGUCAUUAAAGGGGAUAAAAUGGUUUACGUCUUCAUGGGAAGGGCAAAAAAGGGGGGGACCAUUUUUGAAUGCUACACACACACACACACAUAUUCAUUCAUAUGUAAACAUAUUGACAAAGCGAAUAUACAUAUCUCUGAAUUCCUUAUUUGUAUAAAAAAAAAGAACGAGAGCAGUAAAUUAAACUUUUCAGAGAGAAGAAACUGUUUACUAUUGCAUUAUGAAAACUACUAUACUAACACAGAAUAUUAGCCUAUAGAGCAAACUACUGUCCAGUGAUCUUUAAAGAAAAAAACAUUGUAAAAUAAAAAAAAAUGUCUUUAUCAGAAACCUACAAAGGAGUAUUAGGUCCACAAUGAAACAGAAAAAAACAAAAAAAAGGAGAAUAAGCGUGCUUUGUUAUGAGAAAAAAGUUGUAAUAUUUUUUUUAAUUAUUACUUUUAUUUAAAUAGUUUCCACAGGAAAUAAUGUAAAGAUAAUUAAUCAGUUCCAGCAUCAAACUGUCCCCAUUAUAAUGUAUUUUCUUAACUGUACAUUAAACCACAAGUAUAAAGUGAUAACUACUAUGUAAUACAAAAUAAAGCAAAACUACUCACUCGGUCAAUACACAUAAUGAAGUAAUGCUGCCACCAAGUGGUGUAUUGUAAGUAUUGCUAUUAUUAUUGAAGUCUUUUCUUCCAUUUAUUAUCGUCACCAUUGCAUAACCUUCUGUGGUGGCAUCAAAGUUAAUAUUAAUAUAUAUUUCAUGAUGUAAUAGAUGUUCAAAUCGGUGUGUUUAGGUUCCUGUGGAAAUAUUGAAAUUCAGUUAAAAAUGUAACUUUCUUCCCUUAAGAUUUUCCAUUUGGAAAAAUGUAGUUUUUUUUUAAUAUUACGAUUUUAUUCUCAUAUCUUUGCAAGCUUUUCUCUUUUUUUUUUUCUUUUCAAUGUGGCCCUCCUUUGGUAGAAAAGGUCUUAUUGAGUUUUUUUUAUGAAUUAUUCUUGUUUGAACAAAUAUGAUUGUUGUUACUGUUAUUAUUAUUAUUAUUAUUAUUAUUAUUGACGUUGUUAUUAUGACAAUUGUAAAUGUUAAUGAAAUGUACACUUCUCAUGCUUUGUUUUUAAUUCUACUGUAGAGAAGUUGAUGUCUUAUUAUUUUUUUCCACCCCCCCACCCCGAUUUUCCUCUGCCCCCCCCCCCCCCCCCCCCCCCCCCCCCCUCCCCGCCCAACCAAUUCCUUGACUCUCUCUUUCCUCCCUCGUCUUUCACUGUUUAUUUUAGUGUCCAUGUGUCAUUGUUGGUAUAUAGCUAACUAUUUCUUUUUAGGGGAAAGAUACAAAAGCACGACAAAAUAAACAAAAAAAAGAAUCCCAAAAAAAAAGAAAAUCUUGAUUUGUUUUUAUUUGAACCAGAUUUGGCCGCCGAAGACCAGGUCGCCUACGCACUCGCCCUUGACCGCCACCCAACACACAUUGCACCGGACCCUUAUGCUUGCCCCCCCGUAGGUAGAUUCUCCUUCACAUUAAGAGGAGUCAGUUGAGGUGGCUCGGGCAUCUAGUCCGGAUGCUUCCCGGACGCCUCCCUGGUGAGGUGUUCCGGGCAUGCCCAGCCGGGAAAAGGCCCCGGGGGCAGACCUAGGACACGCUGGAGGGACUAUGUCUCACAGCUGGCACUGGGAACGCCUUGGUGUCCUCCCGGUAGAGCUGGAGGAGGUGGCCGGGGACCGGGAAGUCUGGGCUUCCCUACUAAGACUGCUGCCCCCGCGACCCGGACCCGGAUAAGCGGAGGAAAAUGGAUGGAUGGAUGUUUUGGCGUAUUUUGUAUUUUACAGGUGCUGUUUUAUUCCAAUCUGAAAAAAGAGAGCAGGAGAUGGAGCUUGUAUAGUGGAUCUAUAAGGUGGGGAGAUAAAGUCAUAGAAGUCGAGUAAACAAAACAGACGGAAGCCUGGCACAGCUAAUGAAUCAUAAGGCCGGAUCGCGUAAAAAAAAAAAAAAAAAAUGUCUGCGCCAUUAAGGUGCUCGCAAUCAAUACCCGAUUCUGUCAAGAAGCACUCAACAUGUCCAUCUGUGCUCUGGACUAAAUUUGAAAGCGGCCGCGGGUCACCGGGGUGACAGAUCAAUAGCGGGGCCUUCGGUGGUAGGCUGUCAUAAAGAAAGAUUGUCAAGCGGCAAUCAAAGUAAUGGACUGACACGCAGCAUGCGUUUGACACGGGCAACAGCACAGAGGAACACACGUAGAAGACAUGUCUGCCUUAUUAUGACGGAAAGGUGGCCGAUUCUAUCAGGCCUGACGUGAUGGAUGGCGAAUAAAAACUGCAACUUGUUACUUUGUGAUAAGAAAAGAAAACAAGCUGGAAAUGUAUUGAUGCUGUAAUGUGUAUGCCAGGGCAGUAGGUGGCGACCAACCGAAACACGACCGAGUUUUUGCUUGCAGUGCCUCCUUAAAGGCUUAUACUUGAUUUGUAAUAAAUGCGGACUUUGAGGGAAAAGCUAGGUGGCAACUUUAACUUUAAGGUGAUGUGAGUGUGAAUGGUUGUUUGUCUAUAUGUGCCCUGUGAUUGGCUGGCGACCAGUCCAGAGUGUACCCCGACUCUCGCCCGAAGAUAGCUGGGAUAGGCUCCAGCCCUCGUGACCCUUGUGAGGAUAAACGGUAGAAAAUGAACGUUAUUAUUGUUGUCUAUUGUGGGAUUAUUUAAACCUGUAUUAACAGCCUGUUGUAUCGGCGUCAUAAUUACUGACACCUAGUGACCAAAGUAGAGUACUACAUUUAGAAUACACAAUUUUAAAGAAGCUUCAUAAUUCCCUUUUCGUUCAUGUAGUC
This is a messenger RNA of Doryrhamphus excisus (bluestripe pipefish), 5885 nucleotides long. Lineage: Eukaryota; Metazoa; Chordata; Actinopteri; Syngnathiformes; Syngnathidae. The record is from RefSeq and is a predicted model, not a curated record.